CACUGUACUGUGCAGUGAUGGUGUUUGCCUUCCUCCUCAUCCCCUUCAUGUACUUCUUCUAUGAGGAGAAGGAUGAAGAUUCAACUUGCAGAUCAAGGUGCUGUGCAGCACUCAAGUUUACAGUGGCCUUCAUCAUUGUGGCUGCCAUUCUACUGCUGAUUGGCGCCUUGGCUCCACUGUCGGCUCCCCCUGCCAAGAACUCCACUGACUGGGAACGGCUGCACUUCCUGUUCAACGAGCUGGGAUCAAACCAUGGGGAGGAUGCCAUCUCCUUUGCCAUCAGUAGCUUGACUUUGUUGGGGAUGUUGGCCCUCAUCACUUACACAGCCUAUGGAAUGACUGCCCUGCCCUUUACCUGGAUAAAGGGUGUGAGAGCAGCAAAGAGGGAGAGACUGGAGGUGUGUGAGGACAGGGAGGACUUGGAAGAGAGGAGGAACCGCCUUCAUGUAAAGUACCAAGACGGAAGGCGAAUGACCAACCGUGAUCGUAAAGAGAUGGACGAAUUGGAUGAGAAGCUCCACCUGUUGCGUCGGCGUGAGCGCCACCUGCUGUCAGCCGAGCGCAGCUGGCUCAACAAGUGUUUCAUCGUCUGCAGGCCCUUCCAGAUGGUGUUUGGGAUUGUGUUCAUCUUGUUGGCUCUCAUCAUCUUUGUGUCCCUCUUACUCUCAUGCAUUGAUCGGAUCCUGCAUGGUCUUGGCUACAAGAUGGGAUAUGCUCUCCCUAAACCUCAGCUGCCCAACCCUGUAGACAUUGUCAUGGUCAACACACAGAAGGUGUUCCCCCUGGACUAUAUCCUGAUCUCAGCCAUCAUCAUGUACUGGGUCUUCUGUUCCAUGGCGGGGAUCAAACAGAUGGGCAUAUGGUUCUUCUGGAUCAGGAUGUAUAAGAUCCGGGUGCAGCGGACGCGCCCCCAGGCCCUGCUGUUCAUGUGCAUGAUCCUGAUGCUGAUCGUGCUGACCAACAACAUCAUGCUGUACACACUGUCUCCACAGUACGUCACGUUUGGCAGCCAGCACUACUGGCAAAACGAGACCAACCAUGCCACCAAUGAGACUUUUGCGACACUUUUGCCCUGUAAUCUCAAUGCAACACAAGCGGAGUGCACCAUGACCAGAAUGAGCACGUUGACAACACGAUUCUUCUACAAGGUCUGGUUCUUCGGAGCCUGUUACUACUGGGGCACCUGGGGCUUCCUGGGGAUAUUUGUCCUGGGUUUCAUCGUGUCCAUCGUGAAGGGGCGCCGCUCGGCCAUCGAGGAUGAGGUAGAGUCUGACGACUCGGACGACUCGGACGAAGAGCUCUUGAGAGCAUAAGUACAAUCGGGAAAAAUCCGGCUCGAGUGUACCUAUACUCACAACAAUGCAGAGGAGACAACCACAGAGUACAUGUACAUACCUGUCAGCUCACACAGUGUUGGUGCUGUGGCUGGUGGGAAGGAUGGGAGUACCAGUGAUGAGACACUACAGGACACUGGGAGGGCAGAUUUAGAUAACACAACUGAUGUAUCUGAGCAAGAAGAUAUGCAGGGGUAUAAAACUGAUAUUGAUAUUGAUACUGAAGCUAAGAGGUCAGGAGAGAGGCUAAUAUAGGAUCGUAAUUUUUGAUUGGAAACUUCUGUGUAUGUAAAUUUUGAAUCUUCUUGGUUGUUAUUGUAAGGCCAUGUUGAUGUGAUUAUGAAAUUAUGGAUGACAUCAUCAGUGGGAAGCCCAAAACUGAUGCAAGCAUGUGCCAUGUAAAUGAAAAUAAAAAUUAUGAAGUCUUAGUGGUAAGGAAAGGAAUUGGAAUUAACUUCGGCAUUAUAUGACUUUAGUACAAAUGUAUACGUUAGCUGAUAUUUUUAAAAGCAUACGGCAUAUACAUGUAUGUACUCACUUUACAGUUGCUCUGUACGGUUUCUCUCUCUCUAUCCAUUGCUUGAUUAUACUUCUGCUGGGAUCCCUGACGCAGAGGUAGGCAGCAGUCAACUAGUCUUCACAUAUUUACAGUAUUAUUUUUUUCAUAUUGGGACAAAAAAUGAUCCACAUCCACAUAAUCAAAUCAACAUGGCGAAAUGCAUAGAAAAGUGAAAUGGUAAUGAUAAUGCCAUGUAUUUUGUCGUACUGGUAUAUGCAGGAUCCCGUAACUUGUAUACACAAUGUACAGUUGUGCAGACAUGUACAUGUACCUUUUGUGCAGGCAAAUUAUCAUUGUGACUUCCAUAUAUUUGUGUCUGCAAAAUCUUACAGCAGAAUCAUCAUAGGUAAGGUAAGUAAGGCUGCAAAAAGUUGCUACAUCAAGUGUUUAAAGGCAUUUUGAGUAACAGCUGUUACCAAGAACCAGGUUCUUGAACUGAUCUAUCCCAAAUCCAGUCAAACUUGUACAAGUGACCACCUUCUCAUAAAGACUGCCUGGCAAACGUUGUUAUACUAUUAUUGUUUCCCAUUGACACAAACAGAAAGAAUCUUGUCAAUAGCAACCACCUGUUUACAUAGACCACAUUUUCUCGGUCCCCUUAGUGGCCUUCUUGAGCAGGUUUGACUUUGUCUUUGGGGUUGUCAGAGUGCUGCAGCAGAAAUUUAUAAAUACUAGACAAAGUUUUGUAAAGACAGUCUUUGAUAAACUCAAAGUGUUGAAUAGAAAACCGACACUUGUAGGGAAGUAGGUAACUUCAACCACAGUGAUCAUACUUGAGGUUUCAAUAGUUGGAAGAAUCUAUAAAGUUAAAUGAUACUGUAGUAAAAUACAAAUUGGUGUAUGAUGCAGAAACAUGGAGCAAGAGUGGGGUUUCAGUUGUAAAUGCAGUUGAUUGUACAUAUGCUAUGCCAAAGCAAAGUCUGUAAAUAUGUAAACCUGUGCUAUUUGGAGUACUUGUUAUAAGUUUGGUUGUGGAUAUGAAUUUAUACCUUCUUGUGCUAUCAAUAAUGAUAUACAGUGUAGCCUCUUGGGGAAUGUUGAGGGUAUACUUACUGAGGAACUCUGGCUUUACAUUGUAUGAAUUUGACAAUAAAGCUGCUGCCAAUAGAGAAAACA
This is a messenger RNA of Branchiostoma floridae (Florida lancelet), 3009 nucleotides long. Its product is annotated as probable lysosomal cobalamin transporter. The record is from RefSeq and is a predicted model, not a curated record. Gene Ontology annotation, biological process: protein localization to vacuole. Gene Ontology annotation, cellular component: vacuolar membrane. Lineage: Eukaryota; Metazoa; Chordata; Leptocardii; Amphioxiformes; Branchiostomatidae.